Molecule: messenger RNA, 3322 nt
Organism: Pistacia vera
Lineage: Eukaryota; Viridiplantae; Streptophyta; Magnoliopsida; Sapindales; Anacardiaceae
Product: cell division cycle 5-like protein
Exons: 4
Coding region: 155-3097 (980 amino acids)
Biological process (GO): mRNA splicing, via spliceosome
Cellular component (GO): Prp19 complex; spliceosomal complex
Source: RefSeq, a predicted model, not a curated record
UCCAAGUAUAUAAACCGCCAGCAAUAUCACCACCAUCUUCAACACAGAUUCAGAAAGAGAAACAAACAAAUAGACAAAGAAACCCUAGCUAGGGUUUUAUCCAAUCCAAGAUAAUACAGUAGCUGGGUGUUGAAUCAAUCAAAAGAGAGGCAAGAUGAGGAUUAUGAUAAAGGGAGGCGUGUGGAAGAACACGGAGGAUGAAAUCCUUAAAGCCGCCGUUAUGAAAUAUGGCAAAAACCAGUGGGCCCGUAUCUCCUCCCUCUUGGUUCGUAAAUCCGCUAAACAGUGUAAGGCUCGCUGGUACGAGUGGCUGGAUCCCUCCAUCAAAAAAACUGAAUGGACAAGAGAAGAGGAUGAGAAGUUGCUUCAUCUUGCUAAGCUUAUGCCCACACAAUGGAGAACAAUUGCUCCAAUUGUUGGCAGAACUCCAUCUCAGUGCCUUGAGAGAUAUGAGAAGCUCCUUGAUGCAGCUUGUGCCAAGGAUGAGAACUACGAACCAGGUGAUGAUCCACGGAAAUUGCGUCCUGGGGAGAUUGACCCAAACCCAGAAUCAAAGCCUGCUCGUCCGGAUCCAGUUGAUAUGGAUGAAGAUGAGAAGGAAAUGCUUUCUGAAGCGCGAGCUCGUUUGGCCAACACUAGGGGCAAAAAGGCAAAAAGAAAGGCCAGGGAGAAACAGCUUGAAGAGGCUAGGAGGCUUGCUUCUUUGCAAAAGAGGAGAGAACUUAAAGCUGCUGGAAUUGAUAAUAGACACAGGAAAAGGAAAAGAAAGGGAAUUGAUUAUAAUGCCGAAAUUCCCUUUGAGAAGAAGCCUCCUCCGGGCUUUUUUGAUGUUACUGAUGAAGAUAGGCCUGUAGAACAAGUUAAAUUCCCAACAACCAUUGAAGAACUUGAAGGGAAGAGGAGGAUUGAUUUAGAAGCUCAGUUAAGAAGACAAGAUAUUGCAAAGAACAAAAUUGCGCAGAGACAGGACGCUCCUUCAUCCAUACUGCAGGCGAACAAGAUGAAUGAUCCAGAAACAGUUAGGAAGAGGUCAAAACUGAUGCUUCCUGCACCUCAGAUUUCAGACCAUGAAUUGGAGGAAAUUGCAAAAAUGGGUUAUGCUAGUGAUCUUCUUGCUGGGAAUGAGGAACUGUCAGAAGGCAGUGGUGCAACUCGUGCUCUUCUUGCAAAUUAUGCACAGACACCACAGCAGGGAAUGACACCAUUACGAACCCCACAAAGAACACCAGCUGGAAAGGGUGAUGCUAUUAUGAUGGAGGCUGAAAAUCUGGCUAGGUUGAGAGAGUCACAGACACCAUUAUUAGGAGGAGAGAAUCCAGAGUUGCACCCUUCAGAUUUUUCUGGGGUCACUCCAAAGAAAAGGGAAAUCCAAACACCUAACCCAAUGCUGACUCCUUCCGCAACACCUGGUGGUGUGGGACUUACUCCCAGAAUUGGCAUGACACCUUCAAGGGAUGGUUAUUCUUUUGGUGUGACUCCUAAAGGAACUCCCAUCAGGGAUGAGCUCCACAUAAAUGAGGACAUGGAUAUGCAUGACAGUGCAAAACUUGAACAAAGAAGACAAGCUGAUCUGAGAAGAAACUUGCGCUCUGGUCUGAGUAAUCUCCCACAGCCCAAGAACGAGUACCAAAUAGUUGUCCAGCCACCUGCAGAAGAUAAUGAAGAACCAGAAGAGAAGAUUGAAGAAGACAUGUCUGAUAGGUUAGCCAGAGAAAGGGCCGAGGAAGAAGCAAGGCAGCAGGCAUUACUUCGGAAGAGAUCAAAAGUGCUGCAGAGGGAGCUUCCUCGGCCUCCGGUUGCUUCAUUGGAACUAAUUAGAAAUUCUUUAUUGAGGGCUGAUGGAGACAAGAGUUCCUUUGUUCCUCCCACUUCUAUUGAGCAGGCUGAUGAAGUGAUAAGAAAGGAACUUCUAACACUACUAGAGCAUGAUAAUGCUAAAUACCCCCUUGAGGAAAAGGUGGAGAAGAAAAAGAAGGGCUCCAAGCGUUCUGCUAAUGGAUCUGCUGCUCCUGUUCCCGUGAUUGAAGAUUUUGAAGAAGAAGAGCUGAAGGAGGCUGAUAUUUUGAUAAAGGAAGAGACUCAGUAUCUUCGUGUAGCAAUGGGGCAUGAAAAUGAAUCCCUUGAUGAAUUUGUGGAAGCACACAAUACUUGUUUAAACGAUCUCAUGUACUUCCCCACCCGAAAUGCUUAUGGUCUCUCAAGUGUAGCUGGAAACAUGGAGAAACUUGCAGCCUAUCAGAGCGAAUUUGAGAUUGUGAAGAAGAAGAUGGAUGAUGAUAAGGAGAAGGCUUUACACCUUGAGAAAAAAGUCAAAGUUCUCACACAAGGUUAUGAGAAACGGGCUGAAAAUCUGCGAAACCAAAUACAAGCGACCGUCAAACAGAUGGAGACUGCUGGAACAGAACUUGAGUGUUUCCAAGCGUUGCAGAAGCAAGAGCAACUGGCAGCAUCAAACAGAAUAAAUGGUCUGUGGGAAGAAGUUCAGAAGCAAAAGGAGCUUGAGCAAACAUUACAAAAGCGCUAUGGAGAUCUCUUGGCUGAGCUGGAAAGAGUAAGCCGUCACAUAAAUGAAUACAGAGUACAGGCACAAAAACAAGAAGAAAUUGCUGCAGAGAAGCAUGCAUUGGAGGCGGCUGCAGCAAAUCAAGCCAUUGAGCAAAAUUCAGAAGCCCCGGAAUCUUUACCUUCAGGGGAACUUGGAAGCUCUAUGCCAGUUGAGCCAUCUCAUGGUGAAAAUCCAGGCCCACAAAUAGACGGUGCUCACGUGGAUGUUGAGUCAGGGGAAGAUCAUUUAACACCUGAUGCAGAUGUGAGGCAAAAUGUUGUGGAAGCCAAUCCAGACGUGGUCGCCCAAGAAACUGUAAAAUAUAGUGGUUCAGCUAAUGAGGAUGUCAUGGAAGUUCCUAGUGCUGAAGCUGACAAUGCAUCCUUGGCCUCCAAAGAGUUGGAGGCCAAGGACAAUCUGCCUAUCAUGAAUGGAGAUUCUACCGACAAACAAGCAGGAGAUGAUAGUGCUAGUUCAGAACUGGUAAACACAGAAUUGGAUGGGAAAAAAGAGAAUCAAGAGAAUAUGGUGAUAAUACACGACGAUAAUUAGAAAUCUCCCUAUUAAUACAGUAACCUUUUGGGAGUUGAAGAAUUGUGAAUUGAGGUUGUUAUGUAAUGUUUCAGGGGACAUUGGCUAUUUGGAUUCAUAUGCGCAUAAUCUUCCAUUAAUGUCUUGAGCAAAACUGGAACAGGGAUGCCAUGUGUUUCUGUUUAAAUCCUAAAAGAGAGACCAGAAAAAAGAGUUUAAUCUGGUCCUUUGUACUUUGUAACUGUU